UACCCCGUUUCAAAUCCAUCACGUGGUUUCUGCACAGUCCCUUGGAGUAGAAUGAAACCACUUCCCUCCAUGAAUGAGGGAGGGAAGUUUAAAUAACACGUGGGGUGUCAUCUGCUGAUUUACAUAUUUUUCCACAGUUCUCCACAUUUUUUGCUCAUCUUCUUCCUUUGACACACUUCAACAAAAAAAUGUUUUGAAAUUAGUAAAAGAUGGAGCCAAACCAGUACUCUCACUCCCCCUGCUCAUCAAAUGACUUUGCAAUGUUAGCAAUUAUUAAAGCUGGUGACGACGAGGCGGCCGGUGGUAUUAAUGAGGGGAAUAAAACUAUCCACGCCCCAAAUCCUCUAUUGAAUCCUAUCGUUCUUGACCUCGUUUUCGACCACCUCCCCGUCCACGAAUUGAGGAAUGCUCGUCUUGUGUGUCGUGAAUGGGACAAUGUCGGCGCGACCGUGCUAGGAAAACGGACCUUCCUCAUGGCCACCAAACUCUUCCGCUACGACGGGACCAAGUUAUCCGAACCGGCCUUCGUGGCUGACAAAUUGCUCCGACGACUCAGCAUCUCCUCGGGUUUCAAUCGUUUCGAAUUCGACCCCUCCGUCCCUACGGAGACGCGAGGUGAAGUGAUCACCAAGGCCAUCGCCGCCGUUCCGCGGGUCGCCCGACUCACUGAAGAAUUGGCGGUUUGUCUACAGCAUAAAAGUCAUAUGACCGCACUUCUCAAGGGGAUUCGGAAGUUGAAGUCCACAAACCUCAGGAGCGUUUCUCUCUGCGUCAAUAUUGUGGACUCGUCGUGGGGCAAGAAAUCUCCGGUUCUGAAAAAACUUGCGGUUCAACGAACCUUGACCUCUUUCACGUUCGAACAGCAGAUUGAUGACGACUACGCCUUUACUGUUCGUAGAAGCAGCUACAAUCCUCUCACGUAUCAACCCUUCGUCCAAAUUUGGCUCGACGCCGCGCCCAAUUUGACCGAAUUAAGAAUCUCGGCCAAUUUUUAUCCGAAUCUGGAAGGAUGCAAGAGUAUUAAGGUUUUUGAAUUCGAAUUUAUUGAUAUUCCCAAUAUGCGAUUUGAGGCCGUGAACUUGACCGCUGUGGCCGGCAUGCUGGCUCAUAUCAAGAACUCCGUGGUCGAAGUUAGCUUAGAGAAUUCGAAUAAAGUCGUUCACUAUUGUCAGAAAGAGAAGCUUGACCUUCCCGUCAUGCCAAAUUUGGUCACCCUUUUUGUCGCGGAUAUUUACCAAGUUCAGGAUUCUUUGGAUGAGAUCCGCCUCCCAAAACUCGAGCACCUAACGCUGGACAAAUUCUAUGAAAUUGAAGUAUUAAGCUUAUCGACGCCUCACAAAAACCUGUCGCAACGGCACCGAGGGAUUCAGUCUGUCGAUCUGAUGAUGAGAGGAAUUGGCGAAUGUGAAAAUUUUUCGGAAACAAUGGUCCAACUUUUCCCAAACGUGAAACGAUUCGAUUUUACUUGGUUUGUCGGUACGAUCCCGCUUGAAGAAUUUAGCAGGUUUUUGGAACCAUUCAAAGCUUGGAAUCUCGAGAUAGCGAGCCUUCAAUUCAGAAACGUAAAGAAACCUGCGAGUCAGACCAUCUUGGCUGGACUUAGGAACAUGGCGACCUGGCAGGGCGAAAAAACAGCCAAGUUCUACUUUGAUACCGACAGGGUUGACUUCACUGCUCAUUUUGAUGAUUUUAUUCGGUACAGCGGCGGCUUCGAGAUUGUCAAAAUGCGGGAUGACUCGUGGGAUAACGAAUUUACGAAAGAGAUGCAAGCCAUCUUUGACGCCAGAAAUGCUCCGAUCAGUAUCAAAUGAGUUGUUCAUUUAAAAUGUAAGGCAUCGUAGAUCGUAUUCGUUAUUCAAUUGUAUGCAAAUUAACUAUCCGUACUUCAAAAAAACUAAAUCCACCGACAAUGUUCAUUUGAAAAUGAUUUAAAUUUAUUGAUUUUUUCAACAAACCUUCGAGAAAAGUCGGAACCGACACAGAUUUUGUAUUUGAAACAAAUGUAUUUAUGUUUUUACCGUGACCCUUUUCAAAAUGAAUCAAAGUAGUUUUUAUUUUAAAACUUUUUCAAAUACGAAAUAAAAGUAAUCAUGUAGAACUGCAGUUACCCUUUAAAACUUUUUUUUGCUGUAAUGUAAUCUGAAUUCACUAGUCUGGAAACACAUGUGCUUCCAGAACGUAUGACUUAUAUGUUCGUGUAUGUACAUAGGUGAUACACACGUCAAUGACAUAAUGUCAUGCAAUUUUACAUAUACAUAUUAAAAUAACACUUUCCGGUGUUAAAAGUUUAAAUUGCAAACAAUAAACUGUAAAGUUAAAUACGUUACAUGUAAUAGUAUGUAUGUAAAAGUCAUGCCCCGUUCUCCAAAAAUUAUUUGCAUGCAAAUUUUUGCUCUCGAUCGGUUCGGUGAUCAAAAAGUUGUGCAAUUAAUUUCCAAUGGUUGAAGUAUAUUAAAUACUGAUUAUGAAAAAUGAUUUUAAUAAAUUUUAUUAUCCAAAUAAA
Molecule: messenger RNA, 2503 nt
Organism: Folsomia candida
Lineage: Eukaryota; Metazoa; Arthropoda; Collembola; Entomobryomorpha; Isotomidae
Exons: 6
Coding region: 210-1811 (533 amino acids)
Source: RefSeq, a predicted model, not a curated record